This is a messenger RNA of Ipomoea triloba (trilobed morning glory), 551 nucleotides long. RefSeq names its product putative phytosulfokines 6. Gene Ontology annotation, cellular component: extracellular region. Gene Ontology annotation, biological process: cell population proliferation. Bases 28 to 321 code for a protein of 97 amino acids. The transcript is spliced from 3 exons. The record is from RefSeq and is a predicted model, not a curated record. Gene Ontology annotation, molecular function: growth factor activity. Lineage: Eukaryota; Viridiplantae; Streptophyta; Magnoliopsida; Solanales; Convolvulaceae.
CACAAAAGAAACAAUAAAAGAAGAAAAAUGAAACAAAUUGUCAUAUUCUUCCUUAGUUCCCUUCUAGUUUUACUAUUCGUUUCCAGCUCCAAAUGCGCCCGUCUCCAGCCAUCAAUUCAAGUGUUCUCAGAUGAGCAGAAGAUACAAGUUAUUAGACCAACUCAGGAAAAACCUUCUCUAAAGUCACAAGAAGACUUAUCCGCCCUGAUGGGUUUGGAAGAAUCAUGCGAGGAUAAUGAUAAAGACUGCCUCAGUAGAAAGAUGGUUUUAGAGGCUCAUUUAGACUACAUUUACACCCAAGGUCGCAAACCUAACAGCUAAAUUAUACUAAAUGUUUUAUUUUAUUUUAUUUUAUUUUAAUUUUUACAAUAUAUAUGACAAAAUAUAGCAAGCUAGAGAAGAUGAUAUUAAAUAUGUAACCCCACUUAAAUACUAGUGGAUUGGGAAGGUAUAAUGAUGCAUAUGUGCAUGUGUAUAGCUAUAUCUUUAUGUAUAUAUGUAGAGUAUAAACUCGACCACUUCUUUAAUUAAUAAAUUGAUACUCUUAACUC